ACGUAUGUUGCGUAUGUGAUUCGUGUUGUAGCGAAGUAUCGAGUGUAAUCGGAAAUUACUAUUUUAAUCGCUCGGACCGAUAAAUCGACGUUUAUUCGUAUUAUUUUAUGUCAAAAGUCGUUGGUACACGCGAUCGAAAUUUUCAUUUACGCGGUUGUCUUUGUCAAGUAAUUAUUUUCUAUCGGAGUAAAUUUCGCAAGGUGCGAAGUUCGUUAAGAACUGUUUCGACAAGGAUGCAACGAACGACCACAGGUGGUAUUAAGUAUUGAAAGUAAAUAGGAGCCAUCUAAACAUUAAACAUGUUUGGGCAAACGGGAAAUACAUCGUUCGCCGGUUUCAAUAAUGCAACACAAACCAGUCCAUUUGGGCAGUCAGCGUUUGGUAAAGCGAUAGCUACAACGAGUUUUGGCAGUGGCGCAACACCAGUCUUCGGUAGUAGUAAUACUUCUCUCUUUAGUUCAAAGCCAACAGGCUCUACCACGGGUGGCUUGUUCGGCAAUACUACAACACCACCUGCAUUUACUCAGCCAUCUUUUGGAGGUUUUGGAACAACCAAUACAAAUACCAAUCUAUUUGGCAGUCAACAAACUCCAAGUACAAGUCUGUUUGGUACAAAUGCAGCAACUUCAGCUUUUGGACAGUCAAACAAGCCAGCUGGAUUUAGCUUUGGCACAACAUCUGGACCAAAUUUAUUUGGGCAACCGCAACAACCGACUCAACAGACCACUCCUUUUGGACAAACUAAUACCACUGGAAAUACAAAUUUGUUUGGCACGACGUCGGGAUUCGGCAAUACAAAUGUCGCCACCACAAGUGUUACCGGCACUGUCGUUAAAUUUACUCCCACCAUCACUACGGAUUCUAUGUCGAAAAAUGGUAUAUCUCAUAGCAUAUCAGCAAGACACUAUUGCAUCGCAUCGAUGAAAGAGUACGAAUCGAAAUCGUACGAAGAAUUACGGUUCGAGGAUUAUUCUGUGGGACGAAAAGGAUCCAGUACAGGAAUUUUUGGUUCGCCUGCACAACCUUCACCUUUCGGCAAUGCAGGGGCAGGUACUAAUACUGCAACGACGGGUUUCGGUGGAAUAAGUGGCGGUUUUGGAACGACCACUCAGUCUGGGUCAAGUGGUUUGUUUGGAAAGCCAAUGACAAGCUUCGGGACACCAUCGACAACAACUACAAAUAGUUUCGCUUUCAAUUCUGCUCCGAGCACAAGUCUGUUCGGUAGUAAUACACAGGCCAAACCCUUUGGUACAGCGGCACCGACACCACUCUUUGCAACCAGCAAUACUAACCAGACGGCCGGUACGAGUUUUGGUGGCAUUAAUACAGCUCAGAACACUGGCUUCGGAUCUACGUUCGGAUCAACGCAACCGAACCAGAAUAUUGGUUUAUUUAAUCAGAACAAAUCGGCUUUCAAUCCACCGCCUACGUCAUCCAGUACUGGUUUCGCCAGCUUUGGUCAAACACCCGCUAGCAAUACAGGCACAACCUUGUUUGGUGCUAAACCUACCGGAACUGCAGGUUUUGGAGCACCUACUUUCGGUUCGACUACGGCAUCGACUUUUGGAGCUACAACAGGUUUCACUCCUGGUCAAAACUCUGGUACUUCAUUGUUUAAUACAUGUUUUAAACCUGCAGGACAGACGUCUGGAUUCUCUUUUGGUUCUGCUUCUGCGCCUUCCACUGGACUGGGUACGAAUACGGGUUUGACAUUGGGCAGCGGUUCUACUUUGUUUGGUCAGCAGAAACCAGUUAGUUUGUUUGGCAAUACUGGAACCAACACAGCAUUCAAUUCAUCGGUACCCUUCGGAUCUUCAAGUUUUGGGAACAAUUCGAAUGUGGGAGCUGGCAUUGGAAUGGGGUUACUGGGUGCCGGUGCCAUGAACAAUCAAAUGAAGAGCACGGGUACAGUACCGGUUCAUCAACAAAUUCUGGCAUUGGUGUCCGCGCCGUUUGGCGAUUCGCCGUUGUUGAAGAACCUUUUACCGGCAUCCGGCAAAACGGAAGAGCUGUUGAAACCUGCGAACGCGCCUUCUAAGAUAUUAAACGGUCCACAGUACAAGGUCACAGCAGAUAGUAAAUCUCCAAAAAUCAAAACUAAAGUGGUAACUCCUGCUCAAUUAUCAAAGAAGUCGAUGUUCGAAGGUUUGGAAGAAGAGGAUCCGCUUUCGGAAGCGUUCCAACCUCGUCCAAACGCGAAACGUUUGGUGUUACGUCCGAAGUCUAUAACCAAUUCGAUGAUAAUGUCACCGGCAGAAAAUUCACAACCUGCAGGGAAAAAUGUGCAAUCCCCUGACAAAGGGGAGGAAAGAACUAAUGGAACAGAUUCAUACGUUGAGAAUACAUCUAUCGAAGCCGUUGAUAAAGAAAAUCAUAGUCAAGAUAAUAAUCGGCAAUUAGCAAACGAUCGAAGAUCAUCUACGUCUUGGUUGAAAUCGAGCCUUCCGCGAAACGCAACUACAAAUCAUUCAAACGAAGAAUCAUUCGAGCAGCGUUCGCAGUUUCCUGAGAUAAACGCGUCCAUCGAGGAAGUGGUGAACAAUACUAUCACUGAAUUGCGUCCAUACUCAAAUGGUAAUCUAUCAAAUCAAGUACACUCGGAGGUCAACAAUUCCGGGGAUACGUCUUUGAAGAACAACUCUCUCGCCGAUAAAUCGUGCACGGAUAAUACACUCCAAAAUACCGAUACGAAUUCGAGCCAAGAACUGGACGAUAGUUCAUUUUGGGCGCUACAAAAUUCGAACUGGAAAAUGAAUGCGGCGAAAGUGACACUGAAACGCGUGGGUUAUUACACAAUUCCGGCACUUGAUAAGCUGGAGGAUUAUGUUUGCGGAGAAACCUGCGUCGUGCCGAAUUUCACGGUUGGUCGCGAGGGUUAUGGAAACGUAUAUUUUCCUGAUUCCUUUGAUAUUUACGGUCUCAAUUUAGACGAAAUCGUACAUUUUCGUCAUAAAGAAGUUAUCAUUUAUCCGGAUGACGAAAAAAAACCACCAGUUGGGCAAGGAUUAAAUCGUAAAGCACAAGUUACACUAGAUCGAGUAUGGCCGCAUGAUAAGACUCUGCAUAAAACAAUAACUAGCCCUCUUCGUUUGGCUGCGAUGAAAUAUGAGGAGAAGUUACGAAGAGUAUCCGCGAAACACGAUACUAAAUUUCUCGAGUACCGACCCGAGACCGGUUCGUGGGUUUUCAAGGUUGAUCAUUUCUCCAAGUACGGCUUAAGUGAUUCGGACGAAGACGACAGCAACAAUGCGAGUACGGUCAACGAUCCAAAGAGACUAAAGUUGUCCGCAGCAGCACAACAGAAAUCUGCGCACAAGUUGGAUCAAUCUAAAGUUCCUAACGGGAAGGUUGCCACCGUAAUCAAUGAUACAACGAACGAUUCGAAAAUGAAGAACAUCAAACUUCACUUUGUCGCGGAUGCGAAAGCUCACCGAAAUUCUGGUACAGCAUUACCGGUAAGCCCAACCGGCGAAACUGCUCGUGUCGCGGGUACAGACAGUCAUAAAUUGCAACUUAUGAAGGCCAAUUUCUUCGACGGUAGCGACGAGGAAAUGAACGAAGUUUAUGAACGACAAUCGAAUCGUGUCUUGCAUCUUCCUGGGCAUACAAAUUCUAUACGAUAUUUUGUCGACACUGCUCAGGACUUGGACGAGAACCAAGAAUACAAAACAGUUUACAAUUCAACAUUGCGAUCGAAUUUGACGAUUCAUCGUAUACCACCCUUCGAGUACGAAGAAUCGAUACUUUCAAAGGCAGAUAGUAAAUCGAAACGAUCGAUGGAUAUCGUUGCUAUGAAAUUGCCGAUUUAUGAAAAACAUUUCCCGGAUCCUCAAAUAGUUCCAGUGACCACAAUUCUUAAAUGGCACUCCGAAGUAAUUCCACUUUCGAAGUCUAUUAUAUAUAAGCUUAAGUCUCGCUCUGUCGCUGAUACUGGUAUACAAAUGGGAAGAAUGUUUAAACCUAGCUGGGGACCUGGAUUAACGCUACUCACAUUGAGCACGAAAAAACAGGCGGCCGAAGUACAUCUGCGUAGCCCUUUCGAACGGAUUUGGUCUUACAUGUACGGUCGCUUGCCGGAAGACAGAACUUCCGCCGCAGUUGUCCAACGUAUACAAAUUUUAGGUGGUAAUUGGACAAACGUAGAAUGCGUUCAGACGUUCGAGAAAAGUAUAGAGGGUCAUCUAAAAAUACAAUUGUCACACUGUAUAAUGGACCUAGAGGGAGACUGUCCAGUCUUCGAUGUGGAUACGGAUAUUAAUAAGGCGAGAUUGGCUUUACACUCUCAUUGUAGCUUAGCCGAAGAAUUCGCGGAUCAAUUUGCCGUCGAUAGUUUUGCUGCGUAUGUUGCUAGCGUUUGGAAACUCUGUGUGGCUCUUUGGGGGACACUGCCUGAUAUAAACGCUUGUCCUGAAAAUCCGGCAGAUCAUCAUACUGUGAUAGCGCGACGGGAAGCUAUAGGAGAAUGGUUGAAAAACGUCAUACGAAAGACUCUCGUUUGGGAUACCGCAAACAUUAAUAACGAAGAAAAGAUACUGCUUCUACUAUCUGCAUUCGAGUUAGAGGAAGCGUGCCAGGCCGCACGAGAAGUAGGGGACCAUUGCUUGGCUCUACUGAUGGCACAAAUAUGCGGUGGAAUGCCUACAAAAACAUUAAUAAAUCGACAAAUUGCAUUAUGGCAAGAUGCCGGUGCCGAUGAGAGCAUAUCGGUGGAUCGAUUGAAACUUUUUGCACUCUUCGCUGGUGAACCGCUGGUGUCCAGCAAACACGGUUCCAUCAACGUUUGCGAGGGUUUGGAUUGGAAGAGAGCAUUAGCAGUUCAUUUGUGGUAUUUUUCAUCCCCGGUUGCUUCGAUAAGAGACGCAUUAGAACUGUACGAGGCAGCCUUCGACGAAAACAAGACAACGGAUGUUUAUGCGGCUUCACCUACGCCUGAAUACAAAGGAAACGAUUACGAACUCGAACUGAAUGGCGGGAAACCAAUAUACGAUCUCUGUUUUCAUCUUUUAAAAUUAUUUUGCACUGGAAAUCACGCGUUAGGAGAACUUUUGAAUCCGGCAGCGCACACAUCUGAUCCAUUAGAUUACAGACUUAGCUGGCUGAUGCAGCAAGUACUUUUAGCUUUGGGUUACACGCAUCUCUCGGAGCACGUCGCCGCUUUAACGCAUGUUAACUUUGCAACGCAAUUAGAAGCGCACGGACUUUGGCAUUGGGCCGUAUUUGUAAUGUUACAUUUGAAAGGAGAUUCUGAGAAAAGAAAGACUGCUGUAAUGAAUUUAUUGGAACGUCACGUUGAAAUAGACGAUGACGACAUUCUUGAUUACAACGAAGAGGAACAACUGUCGAAGGAAGGGCACGAAAAACUUUCUAAGAGAAAGCAAGAACAACAUGUGAGGGAAGAACGUGAAAAAUUUUUAAGGGAAGAGCUCGGUAUACCUUCGAUUUGGAUUCAUCAAGCCAAAGCUGUGAAAAGUUACGUAGCCAAAAGAUACGACAAAGCUGCUUCUUAUUACAUUGAAGCCGAACAAUGGAAUGCUGCCCACGAGAUUAUUAUCGAAUAUUUAGCCGCAGACGCUAUUAUAAAUGAGAAUUACGAGUAUCUACGUGACUUGUUGAAGCCGUUGAAUCCCCCAGAGUGCAGCGGUACGAUAAGUGGAUGGGCAUGUCAAGGACAAUUACUUUGGGAAUAUAUGGAUAUAACUAUGGAUAUCGAAUCACUGUUACACGGUGCUGAUCCUCGUGAAAUAAGUUACAAAUUGGAAUUAUUGAAACCACGGUUGACAAGCCUUUGCUUAAAGAUUAAUCAGUUUCCCUGUCCGACUGCUAAGCAUAGGCUUUGUCAAGCGGAAAUUGCAAAGAGAACGUUGCAUCUAGCUAGAAGUUUGUUGCAAUCUAACGAAAGUAAAUCAACAGUGAUACUUCAACUGGUCUCCCAGUUGCCAUUGCCGGAAGAUUAUGCCCAACAAGAGCUACGCCCUAUCAUUAAUAUGCGUGUGAACGAGAUGAUAUCUCAGGCAGUGUAGAUCUUUUAGUGGAAAUUUGUACGAUGGAGGACAGAAUUCUUUUUUAAUUAAAUGAAAUCUCCAUGUAUUUUUACUUUUUAUAAUCUUAAUAGCAGCAACAAUAAUAAUAUUGGUGAUAAUGAUAGCGUUGACAAUAACGACGCUGAUGAUAAUGGCGACGGCGACGAAAAUAAUAGUAUUAGUAAUCGUCAUGUUGUACGGAUAUAAAUAAUAAUAGCAAUAAUGAUAAUGAUACUAAAACAGUAUAUAUUUAAGAUUAAUAAGUCCAGUAUAUAAGAAUGUUUGUGUUAUAUUGUUACGUAAGAUAUACUACAUCAAUUUUUCAAAUAAAUAAACGAGAUCUGGAAAAAGGACAAGAAGAUCAAGUAAACAAAUUUAAGAAUGGAAAUUUGAAUAUUUGGGAGAUUUUUUCGUUGCUUAAUGCGUAAUAGGUUCUGGAGUUUCACAUUUUGUUACAAGAACUUCGAUAAUGUUAUUGGGCUUGAUGUUCAAACAAACUUUUAAAGCCAAUCGUACUUUCAAUGAUACAUAUUUUCGAUAUGGGCAGCCGUUAGCCCUUUGCAGUCAUGUGUGAAUCGAUUCGAAUCUAUCAACUAUUUAUUUUAUAUUUGUUUAUCUAACAACUAUUUUAUCAAUGUUUGUAAUAUAAUGUGAUUAAAACAAGUCAAUCGUGUUUAAAUUACACUGG
This is a messenger RNA of Colletes gigas, 6708 nucleotides long. It is a transcript of the gene Nup98-96, whose product is annotated as nuclear pore complex protein Nup98-Nup96. The transcript has 30 exons. Gene Ontology annotation, biological process: post-transcriptional tethering of RNA polymerase II gene DNA at nuclear periphery; protein import into nucleus; RNA export from nucleus. Lineage: Eukaryota; Metazoa; Arthropoda; Insecta; Hymenoptera; Colletidae. Gene Ontology annotation, molecular function: structural constituent of nuclear pore. The record is from RefSeq and is a predicted model, not a curated record. The coding region runs from base 300 to 6020 and encodes 1906 amino acids. Gene Ontology annotation, cellular component: nuclear pore; nuclear pore cytoplasmic filaments.